AUGUCAGCCAGCACGUACUACUCUCCGGUCCUUGAGGCCAGCCGCAUCUUCUCCGAUCUUUGCGAACAGUCGGAACGCUUCGACUUGCCACCAGAGGUCCUCGCAAACAAAGACCGCGUCUCGUUCUCUACCAGUCAUAAUGAAAUCUAUUUUCCCAUUCCUUUCAAAGAGACUGAGACCCUUGCCGCGCUGAAGGGUAUCGAAGGUUCCGUGGCUGCUGCUAUUGCAGACCUGCGCUUUGGUGCUGGUGCGGAACCUCGUGGCAUCCAAGUCAAUCUCGAAGCUGCCACUGCUUUUGGCUGUCAAGCGUACAUGGCAAAGGUGGAUGGUCUGUCAAAACUGGACCGGGCGGUGAAAUCGAAACUAAAGGAUACGGAUCUGUUGGCUGCCCAAUCCAACGGCUACCGACGUAUGUCAGCUAAUCUUUACAAGACUAAGAACCUAGAUGAAUACUUCCAUAUUCAUGGCUCGCUGGAAGCUACGACGACCUUAAAAAUGAUUGGACUGGAGGGCCAACGACCAGACCUGACAGACUAUGAAGACAUCAUCAAAGUUAUUGAAAGUAAGGUACAGCAAUACACAACUACAGAGCUUGAACAGAUGAACAAGGAGAAACGCCAGGCUGGUGUGACUGCUUACAAGCAUGAGGACUUCAUCAAGACCCCCCAUGGAAAAAUCAACGUCAAAGAGCCUGCAUGGAAAGUCAGCAAAUUGCCUGGUGAUCUUCCUCCAACUCCUUUCCCUGCUAGACGCAACAGCAGCAAGAGGAUCCUCGAGGGUAUCAAGGUGCUGGAAAUGUGCCGUAUCAUUGCAGGCCCGACUAUUACCCGCAUUCUAGCCGAGUAUGGUGCCGAUGUCUUGAAGAUCACCAGCCCGAGCCUUUCCGAUGUUCCGUUUUUCCAAGUCGAUGGCAACAUGGGCAAGCUUGCAGCAGAUCUUGAUUUGAAGAGCGAAGCUGGACGAAAGGAGUUCGAGAAGCUCCUGGAUGAUGUGGAUGUUAUCGUAGAUGGUUACCGUCCCGGAGCACUGGAUAAGCUUGGAUACGGAGCAGAGGCCAUGGCUGCGUUGGCAAAGAAGCGCGGCAAAGGCAUCGUCUACGUGAAUGAGAACUGUUUCGGAUAUGAAGGCGAGUGGGCUGGCCGGGCUGGAUGGCAGCAGAUCGCAGACUGUGUUACUGGAAUCGCCUGGGCUCAAGGAAAGUUCAUGGGCCUCUCAGAACCUGUUGUACCCCCGUUCCCCAUCUCCGACUACGGCACAGGCUGCAUGGGCGCUAUUGCCGCACUGACCGGUCUCUACCACCGCACGAAGACCGGUGGGUCGUACCAUGGCAAAGCCUCGCUGAUGCACUACGACCUUCUUCUAUUUGCAAUGGGACAAUAUCCAGAUGAUGUACAGGAGGAGCUUCGUAAGGCGCAACCACCUGAGUUCUUCAAGUUGCGUCACUGCGACAGCGUUGACCGCAUCUCAUCGACUGUGCUGAAGGGCAUGCAGGAGCAGUUCCCGCACCUGUACAAGCCUGCCGGUUGUGAGUCGGAAGGCCGUAAGCCAUUGACGGAACUAUGGUCAUCGCGUGCAUAUGGUGCGGAUAUCGAGGUCGUGAAGCCAGUUGCAGCCAUUGGUGGAGUGGAUAAUCAGUUCGUGCGCUCUAGUCGUCCGAAUGGAUUUGACCGAGCUUCAUGGGAGGAGUUUAAUCUUGAGGAGAAAGAUGCGAGGAAAUGUUAG
Messenger RNA from Penicillium vulpinum, 1722 nucleotides. Its product is annotated as CAIB/BAIF family enzyme. The record is from RefSeq and is a predicted model, not a curated record. The transcript is spliced from 4 exons. Gene Ontology annotation, molecular function: catalytic activity. Lineage: Eukaryota; Fungi; Ascomycota; Eurotiomycetes; Eurotiales; Aspergillaceae. Bases 1 to 1722 code for a protein of 573 amino acids.